Messenger RNA from Corylus avellana, 1712 nucleotides. RefSeq names its product Protein kinase superfamily protein. Gene Ontology annotation, biological process: protein phosphorylation. NCBI's taxonomy places the organism in Eukaryota, Viridiplantae, Streptophyta, Magnoliopsida, Fagales, Betulaceae. Gene Ontology annotation, molecular function: protein kinase activity; ATP binding. The record is from RefSeq and is a predicted model, not a curated record.
CACCCAAAUGUAUGGGACCGUUCUAUUGAUUGGAGAGUAGAUGAAUUGACCCACAUUAUAGACCCACCUUUUACCCCACCAGAGCGCUCCCAAUCUUUUCCCUCCGCUGAUCUGUUUGCUCCCAUGUUAAUCUUUGGUUCGCUUUUUAAUGAAAAUCCGUGACUAUAUCGGAGAUCUCUUUUUAGCCCCUCUAUAACGGAUCCGUGUGUGCAAUUACAAUCCCCCACUUCAUUUCUCUCCGACAACAUUUUACAACAAACCUUUGACUCUGCCUCUCCAGUCUCUGUGUCAGUCCGUUUCAGUUUCUGUUCUGUUUCAGAUGCAGGGAUCUUCGUGCUCCGCAUGAAGCAGAUUUUGCAGUCCAAGAUUUUGUUAGUACAAUGAAAUAUAUCCGGUCCGACAGCUUCAAGCGGCUCUUCUCAUUGAAACGACGCAGUUUUGAAGGAGAAAUUCGAAACCCAGAUGGCCCUACCGUAGAAGACAACAAAAAUACCUUCAAGAAUGCUGCAGAGCCUGCUCAGAGACCCACUUGGAAAUGCUUCUCCUAUGCAGAAAUUUUUGAUGCCACCAAUGGUUUUAGUUCAGAAAAUUUGGUUGGCAGAGGAGGCUAUGCAGAGGUAUACAAGGGAACUCUGGGAAAUGGUGAAGAAAUUGCUGUGAAGAGGAUGUCAAAAUCUUCUGCAGAUGAGAGGAAGGAGAAGGAAUUCCUGACAGAAAUAGGAACAAUUGGUCAUGUCUGCCACCCGAAUGUUUUAUCCCUCUUAGGUUGCUGUGUUGACAAUGGCCUUUACCUCAUUUUUCACUUCUUCUCAAAAGGCUCAGUGGCUUCUCUUCUACAUGACGAGAAUUUGCCACCGUUGGAUUGGAAAACAAGGCACAAGAUAGCCAUUGGGACGGCUAGAGGCCUCCAUUACUUGCACAGCAGCUGCCAAAGAAGAAUAAUUCACAGGGACAUCAAGGCCUCCAACGUUUUAUUGACUGCAGAUUUUGAGCCACAGAUAUCUGAUUUUGGACUUGCAAAAUGGCUUCCAUCUCAAUGGACUCAUCAUUCAAUAGCUCCGAUUGAAGGGACAUUUGGGCACUUAGCUCCUGAGUAUUAUUUGCAUGGGAUUGUGGAUGAGAAGACAGAUGUGUUUGCUUUUGGAGUUUUUCUUUUGGAGAUAAUCUCUGGCAGGAAACCGGUGGAUGGUUCUUACCAAAGCUUACACAGCUGGGCCAAACCAAUAUUGAAGCAAGGAGAGACAGAGGCGUUGAUAGAUCCAAGGCUGGGAGGGGCCUAUGAUAUAACGCAGCUGAAAAGACUUGCCUUUGCAGCCUCUCUUUGCAUCCGCUCAUCUUCAAUGUGGCGCCCAUCAAUGAGUGAGGUACUGGAGGUAAUGGAGGGAGAGGUGGAGAAGGAAAGGUGGAAGAUGCCAGAGGAAGAAGACCAGGAGGAGUGCUGGGGAUUUGAGGAUCUAGAAUAUGAAUGUGACAGUCCCUUCUCUUCUCCGCACGACUCGAUCUCGACAGGAAGUUCAUGGAACUCGAGAUUUAGGAAUUUGAUGAACGUAUAGUUGUCACUUCCAUUGACAUGAAAACAUAUAUUUCUCAUACAUAAAAAGUAUGAGGAAGAUUUGUGGAUCGAUGUUGUACAUAUCAUUACAAGACUUUGAUGCAAGUAACUGCUGAAUCAUUUCCAACAGGGAAAGUUCAAGCAAUUUGAAAAGUCAAAA